CCAUCCGCAUCAGAGACCAAAACUCAUCAUCACAAACAAACAACAAGAAAACACAACAAAGCAAAAGAAGCACACACAAAGAAGGCAAAACUUGUCAAGGAAGCAGACAUGGCACGGAUGAAGAAGAGUCUCUUUGCUAUUCUCCUCUCAUCACCACUUCUAAUCAUCUGUCUUAUUGCAUUUCUCGCUGAUCCGGUUUCAGUCGGAGCUCGCAGGCUACUGGAGGAGAUUCCUAAACCUGAGAUACCAAAAUUGCCUGAACUACCUCAUCCAGAGCUACCGAAAUUCGAAGUUCCCAAGUUGCCAGAGCUCCCUAAACCAGAGCUGCCUAAGUUACCUGAGUUCCCAAAGCCUGAGCUACCAAAAAUGCCAGAGAUUCCGAAGCCUGAGUUGCCUAAGUUCCCGGAGAUUCCUAAGCCUGAGUUGCCAAAGAUGCCAGAGGUUCCAAAGGCUGAGGUGCCUAAGUUGAUGGAGACUCCGAAGACUGAGGCUCCAAAGGUACCAGAGGUUCCUAAGCCCGAGUUACCAAAGGUACCAGAGAUUCCUAAGCCCGAGAUGCCAAAGGUGCCUGAAAUUCCAAAGCCUGAGUUGCCAAAGGUACCAGAGAUUAAGAAGCCUGAACUACCAAAGAUGCCGGAGACUCCGAAGCCUGAGGCUCCUAAGUUUCCAGAGGUUCCUAAACCCGAGAUGCCAAAGGUACCAGAGAUUCCAAAGCCAGAGUUACCAAAGGUGCCGGAGAUUCCUAAGCCCGAGUUACCAAAGGUGCCUGAAGUUCCAAAGCCUGAGUUGCCAAAGGUACCAGAGAUUAAGAAGCCUGAACUACCAAAGAUGCCGGAGACUCCGAAGCUUGAGGCUCCUAAGUUGCCAGAGGUUCCUAAACCCGAGAUGCCAAAGGUACCAGAGAUUCCAAAGCCUGAGUUACCAAAGGUGCCUGAAAUUCCUAAGCCUGAGUUACCAAAGGUGCCAGAGAUUCCUAAGCCGGAGCUACCAAAGGUGCCUGAGAUUCCAAAACCCGAGUUGACAAAGGUGCCAGAGAUUAAGAAGCCGGAACUACCAAAAAUGCCGGAGAUUCCAAAGCCUGAGGCUCCUAAGUUGCCGGAGAUUCAGAAACCUGAGUUGCCAACCAUUCCAGAGGUUCCAAAACCUGAUGUACCGAAAGUUCCAGAGAUUCCAAAACCAGAGCUACCAAAGAUGCCUGAAGUUCCCAAGUUGCCGGAAUUUCCAAAAGUUCCUGGAACUCACUGAGCCUAUUGAACUAGAUGAAGUCCCACCCCCAUUAUCUUAUAUUACAUACACUUCUGUCUGUCUAUCUCAUCGUCGGUUUCCUUAGUGAACCAUAUCUUUGUUGUUUGAUCUUGUAGCUAUUCUUCUUUUUCCUUUUUGAUACACAUAUGCUUGUAUUCUGUUA
This is a messenger RNA of Brassica napus (rape), 1408 nucleotides long. RefSeq names its product protein PELPK1-like. The record is from RefSeq and is a predicted model, not a curated record. The transcript has a single exon. Lineage: Eukaryota; Viridiplantae; Streptophyta; Magnoliopsida; Brassicales; Brassicaceae. The coding region runs from base 109 to 1245 and encodes 378 amino acids.